Molecule: messenger RNA, 137 nt
Organism: Acaulospora morrowiae
Lineage: Eukaryota; Fungi; Glomeromycota; Glomeromycetes; Diversisporales; Acaulosporaceae
Source: the annotation of a GenBank genome assembly
UCGACAAACACCCCCGAAGAGAUGCAGGCUUGAAAGUAAUGGAAUUAGUGGUUAAUCCUCUCAGUAGCAAGACCCCCCUCUGCUACCUAGGCAACUUCUUCACGGAAAACACAAACAAAGUAUCUCUAGCCGACCCA